AUGGAAUUUGCUGGAACAGCCGAUGUUGGUGCUGAAGAAGUUGUUGUUGAAAGUAAACCAAAUAGAAUCACAACAUUUUUAUAUGACAAAAUUCCAUACCUUAAAACAUUAGCAUAUCCAGGAAAAGCAGACGAUACUAUCAACGAAGCAAAAGGUAUUGUCAGCGAUGAAACUUUUGAAGGUUGUAAAAUUGGUUUUGCAUUUAGACCAUCACAAAGUUUCGAAAUGGGUCACCAAUUUAAUGUUUAUACUAUGAAUGAAAACAGUCGUGUUCCAAGAUAUGCAGGUCAAGUUGCUUUUCAAAAUCCAGGUACUCUUUUAUUCUCAAAAAUAGACAGUGAAAGAAGAUUAUCCGGUAGAUUUGAUCAAUCAUUCUACGAUGAUACUAUCAACCUCUCAUUCUCAAACUCUAUGGAUAAAGAUUUAACAGCUAAUAUUUGUUAUGAAGUCGAUUUUAAAUUACCAUUUUCUCAUUUCUCUUUUAAAGGUGAUAAUGAAAACACUAGAGCAGUUUCAUUUUUUACAUCAAUUUCAAAAAGACAUGCACUUGGUUUUGAAAAUACUUAUAUUGGAGCCCAUAAUGUUUCAAUUCUCGCUUUACAUUAUGGUGUUAGAAAUCAAAGAUCAAACUUCCACAUUUCAGCUACAUCCAACUUUCAAGUUUUAACCAGUUUCCUUUAUAAAUAUAAUCACUUACAUGUUGCCACUGAUUUAAUGUUAGGUCUCACUCAAGAAGGUAAAAUUGGUUCAGAAUUCAGCAUUGGUGCUAGAUACUUUUUCAGAAAUAAUAUUCUUAAAUUUAAAGUCGAUACAAGUGGUGGUAUACACGGUUCUUACGAUCAAAUGAUCAAUAAUUUUACUAAAUUUUCUUUAUGUACAUCAAUCAAUUAUUUUGAACGUGAUUAUAAAUAUGGUCUUGGUUUUAACUUUUCAAAAUAA
Messenger RNA from Dictyostelium purpureum, 939 nucleotides. RefSeq lists its product as uncharacterized. The record is from RefSeq and is a predicted model, not a curated record. The transcript is spliced from 4 exons. Gene Ontology annotation, cellular component: mitochondrial outer membrane translocase complex; mitochondrial outer membrane. Gene Ontology annotation, biological process: protein import into mitochondrial matrix. Bases 1 to 939 code for a protein of 312 amino acids. Gene Ontology annotation, molecular function: transmembrane protein transporter activity. Lineage: Eukaryota; Evosea; Eumycetozoa; Dictyosteliales; Dictyosteliaceae.